CAUUUUUAAAUAAGCGGUAUUUUUUUCUUUUUAUUUAUAUUAAUUAAUUUUAAUAAAUAAAUAUUAAUGUAUUUUUUAGGAGUUUUAUAGUUCUUCAUUAUAGAGUUGUUGAGUUCUUAUUUGAUAUAAAUUUUAUAAUUUUUUAUUGCGAAGGUGUUGAACAGUAAAAUAAAAUUCAAUUCGGCAUUCAAAUAAUAAAAUUCGUUGAAAAAUACUUAUAAAAUUAAUAUGCAGUUUAGUGUUACCGAUUGGAAUAGUAUUCUUAUAAAAUUAUAGUUUAUUAUUCUAUCAACAUGAUUAAUAAUUUUAAAAAAAAAUUACAUAUAUAUUUAUAUAUUUUAAUGUUUGAUAUUUACUUUUAUUUUUUAUAUAUAUUUAAUUAAUCUUUACCAAUGCAGGAUUUAUAUAAAUCAGAUAAAAUACAACAUGAUUAGGUGUUCAUGACUUGGAGCUUGAAGAUUGGGCACUACAUAUGUUGUAUUCACAAUAAGAUGUGGCAUCUGCUUCUGUAUCUCUAUCUGCAUCUACCGCUGCAUUAAUACUGUCCUCUGUCCUCCAUAUACUGUUCUAACAUUGCUCUUUGCUCAUCUAGUUGUGUUUUUACCUGCGUUUGGAACUCUUGCAAAAUAUCAAAUUCAAGAGAUACUCAUAACAGAGAUUUCUGUAAAGAAACCAGAAAAUGCUAGCGUGCAUCAACCACCUCACAACUCAACCUUUAUGGCUUCCUAUUGUCUCAUUUCUCGGAUUUCUGUCUCUCUUGAACUACUCAUUCACUCUUCUGAAUUGGGUCUACAAAACAGUUCUCAGACAACCAAAGAAUCUAAAAGAAAAUUAUGGCUCAUGGGCACUCAUUACAGGAGCAACAGAUGGUAUAGGGAAAGCCUUUGCUUUUCAAUUAGCAAAACAAGGUCUAAACCUAAUACUAGUCAGCAGAAACCUAAACAAGCUGAAAACUGUCUCUAGUGAAAUUCAAGAAGAGUUUCCAAGUACCAAGAUCAAGAUAAUGAAUCUUGAUUUUUCAAGUGAAGAUUCCAGUGGGUUAGUUCAUGUGAUAGAGGAGGCCAUAAAAGGGGUAGAUGUUGGCGUGUUGAUAAAUAAUGUUGGUAUUACUUAUCCUCGAGCAAGAUUCUUUGAUGAAGUAGAUGAGAGUACUUGGAUGAGUAUAGUAAAAGUAAACGUGGAAGGAACUACUAGGGUCACAGAAGCAGUUUUGCCUGGAAUGAUAGAAAGGAGAAGAGGUGCCAUUGUUAAUAUCGGAUCAGGAGCUUCCAUUGUUGUUCCUUCACAUCCUCUCUACACUAUCUAUGCUGCUACAAAAGCCUAUAUCGAUCGAUUAUCAAGAUGUUUGUACGUGGAAUAUAAAAGCUGCGGAAUUGACGUGCAAUGCCAGUUGACAGAUGGCUUAAUGAUGAAUCAGGUACCAUUGUACGUUGCAACAAAUAUGACAUCAAGAGUAGCAUUAAUAGAAAAGUCAUCUUUGUUUAUACCAUCACCUCAAGCUUAUGCAGAAGCUGCAGUCCGUCGCAUAGGCUAUGAAGCAAGGUGCACUCCUUACUGGGCUCACUCGCUUCAAUGGUUCUUCUCCCGGCUGCUUUCUGAGGCUGUUCUUGAUUCUUGGCGCCUCUCCAUAGGGAUCCACCGCAGGGGAGACAUCAUCACCUCAAGUACUUCGGCUGGCGUAGAUGGCGAUGGCAGCAGAGUAGUCUAGGAUUAAGUUACUGGUUGGCGUACUUAAAAACAUGCUGAUUGCUUUCUAGAAUUUGAAUUUGAAUUAUAAACAUGAAGAUAAACUUAUUACCAUCUAAAGUGGGUUAUAUAAAACAAACAUGCAUGUUGAUUUACAUGUGUGCAAACUGCAGAA
This is a messenger RNA of Ricinus communis (castor bean), 1861 nucleotides long. Its product is annotated as very-long-chain 3-oxoacyl-CoA reductase-like protein At1g24470. NCBI's taxonomy places the organism in Eukaryota, Viridiplantae, Streptophyta, Magnoliopsida, Malpighiales, Euphorbiaceae. Gene Ontology annotation, molecular function: ketoreductase activity. Bases 680 to 1708 code for a protein of 342 amino acids. The transcript has 3 exons. Gene Ontology annotation, cellular component: endoplasmic reticulum. The record is from RefSeq and is a predicted model, not a curated record.